AUGGACAUUUGUCCGGUCGGUGGCAGUUCUGUUUCUGGCCAGCGACUACUGUUUUGCCGACUCUUGCCUCCGACCGGUCUCGAAGGCGUCAGUCUGAAGCUUGUUGCCAAGGUGAUAUGUGUGGUCUCAGAGACUGUGGAUUCGGGCAGUCUGAGCGAGCACAGGAGACCGUCUGAAAGGACAAAAGAUGACUUUUUCACGAGGCCAUGUCAUAGCGGUCCAAGAUGCGCGCUGUAG
Molecule: messenger RNA, 237 nt
Organism: Protopolystoma xenopodis
Lineage: Eukaryota; Metazoa; Platyhelminthes; Monogenea; Polystomatidea; Polystomatidae
Source: the annotation of a GenBank genome assembly